Echinops telfairi (small Madagascar hedgehog) is the source of this 4372-nucleotide messenger RNA. RefSeq names its product F-box and WD repeat domain containing 11 (gene FBXW11). Bases 169 to 1764 code for a protein of 531 amino acids. Gene Ontology annotation, molecular function: protein dimerization activity. The record is from RefSeq and is a predicted model, not a curated record. The transcript has 14 exons. NCBI's taxonomy places the organism in Eukaryota, Metazoa, Chordata, Mammalia, Afrosoricida, Tenrecidae.
AAUCUUGGAAGAUGCUUGACUGCUUGCUGUCUUUUCUCAAACUAGUCUGAAGGGGAAUUCCUCCCCUCCCCCCAGGCAUUCUGGAUUGGUGGAUCUGAAGUACAAAAUAUUUUCCAGUGUUCUGUGCCAAGGUCUUUGUGGCUAGGCUGCGCCAACCUGGUAGAGAGCAUGUGCGCACUGAGUUGCCUGCAGAGCAUGCCCAGUGUCAGAUGUCUCCAGAGCACUUCAGUUAUGGAGGAUCAAAAUGAAGAUGAGUCCCCAAAGAAAAGUACUCUUUGGCAGAUAAGUAAUGGAACAUCAUCUGUGAUCGUCUCCAGAAAGAGGCCAUCCGAAGGAAACUAUCAAAAAGAAAAAGACUUGUGUAUUAAGUAUUUUGACCAGUGGUCUGAAUCAGAUCAAGUAGAAUUUGUGGAACAUCUUAUUUCACGAAUGUGUCAUUAUCAGCAUGGACAUAUUAACUCUUAUCUGAAGCCCAUGUUGCAGAGGGAUUUUAUUACCGCUUUACCAGAGCAAGGCUUAGAUCACAUAGCAGAAAACAUUCUUUCCUACCUGGAUGCCAGGUCUCUGUGUGCAGCAGAGCUGGUGUGUAAAGAAUGGCAGCGAGUGAUCUCCGAAGGAAUGCUUUGGAAGAAGCUGAUUGAGCGAAUGGUGCGCACGGACCCUCUAUGGAAGGGACUUUCAGAAAGAAGAGGGUGGGAUCAGUACCUGUUUAAAAACAGACCCACAGAUGGCCCUCCCAAUUCAUUUUAUAGGUCACUAUACCCAAAGAUUAUCCAGGAUAUAGAGACCAUAGAAUCUAACUGGCGGUGUGGACGGCACAACUUGCAGAGGAUUCAAUGCCGCUCUGAGAAUAGUAAAGGUGUCUACUGCCUACAGUACGAUGAUGAAAAAAUUAUCAGUGGCCUGCGAGAUAAUUCUAUUAAGAUUUGGGAUAAAACCAGCUUGGAAUGUUUGAAAGUAUUAACGGGACACACAGGUUCUGUCCUUUGUCUCCAGUAUGAUGAACGUGUGAUUGUGACGGGCUCUUCAGACUCCACAGUCAGGGUUUGGGACGUGAACACGGGUGAAGUUCUGAACACGUUGAUCCACCACAAUGAGGCUGUCCUGCACUUACGAUUCAGCAAUGGCCUCAUGGUGACCUGCUCCAAGGACCGCUCCAUCGCCGUGUGGGACAUGGCAUCUGCCACUGACAUCACUUUACGCCGCGUCCUGGUUGGCCACCGCGCUGCUGUCAACGUUGUAGACUUUGAUGAUAAAUACAUUGUGUCUGCCUCCGGUGACAGGACCAUAAAAGUCUGGAGCACGAGUACCUGUGAGUUUGUCCGGACUCUGAAUGGGCACAAGCGAGGCAUUGCCUGCCUGCAGUACCGGGAUCGACUCGUUGUUAGCGGGUCGUCGGAUAACACCAUUAGGCUGUGGGAUAUUGAAUGCGGUGCCUGUCUCAGAGUCCUAGAGGGACAUGAAGAAUUGGUCCGUUGCAUCCGGUUUGAUAACAAGAGGAUUGUCAGUGGGGCCUAUGAUGGGAAAAUUAAAGUUUGGGACUUACAAGCUGCUCUUGACCCUCGAGCCCCUGCAAGCACCUUGUGUUUACGCACGUUGGUGGAACAUUCUGGACGUGUAUUUCGGCUACAAUUUGAUGAAUUUCAAAUCAUCAGCAGCUCCCAUGACGACACUAUAUUGAUUUGGGAUUUCUUAAAUGUGCCUCCCAGUGCCCAGAAUGAAACCCGUUCUCCCUCCAGAACAUACACUUACAUCUCCAGAUAACAGUCUGCACUUUGUACCCAUUUCAGGGUUUCCUACUCUUGAACUACUGGCUACAUGGCCACCAAAUGCCUGAGAGAGUUCGUGCACAGCUGAGUUAUGAAGCUGGAGUUGGUUCUAGAUGCUGGGUAGAUUCGGAGCAGCCACACUUUGCAAGUACCGACAUUUCUCACCUGGCUGCUGGCCUCUUCUCUGAGAAGGAUACCUUAGCUUCAUGACUUCAAAUAGAACAGAAGCCCAUUUCCCCUCAAUGGCAAACACAAUCUAAUGCUUCAAAUGUAAAUCGUUCAGACAAAAGGAACAAGCCGUCAGUUUUACCGAAGUAGAUUGACCAUCCAGAGAAGACUUGGCCUCUAAUUUAUAUUGCUUUGCACUUUGGUGUGAUAUUAAGGAACAGCAUUCUUGUCAGAGGAAUUUUGGGUGCCAAACACCUACCCAGAAUGCCCAGGGCUCUCCUUUUCAGAAGUCAGCAUUCUCUUCCUGACCAUCCAAGACAGUAUGAACUCUGACUCGUAUUAGGAGUUUGUUGGACAAUGGGAAAAUCUUUCUGGAUUGUUUUAGUAAUAUUUUUUGGAUUAUACUUUUCUUUCUGAACCAAUUUCUUUUAAUUUAAAGAACUAUAAGCCUAGUUAUAUUACUGCCCCACAGGUAAUAUAGCAGCUUUCUUUUAACUGUUCUCUGUACUGUCUCCUGAUAUUUGGUAGAGUAACACCUUUACAUGUGUGCUUGCCUCCUAAUUUAAAACCCUGUGUCCGCAUGUAGAUAAUAAUGUACAUACAGUGGAACCUCAGGGCCCCUGUGUCCGAGACACUGACGACGAGGGCGUUCACCUUCGGCCACGACGGGCCCGACUGACCCCAGGGGUAAUGUGGAUUACCUUGAACCCUUCCUGCAGUAUUCACACGGUGUUUUUAUUUUGUUGUCAUGGUGUGUGUGUGUGUGUGUGUGUGUGUGUGCGCGCGCGCGCAUGUGAGUUUUAAAUGGGAAUCUUGUUUUAAGAUGUAAUUUCUAAAGUUUAACAAAAUUAAAAUGUUUCAUUUGUUGUGAAUUGUAUAACAAUAGAGAGGUACCUUAACUUUGUUUUGUUUUUUUGGGGUGGUGGUGGUGGUGGUGGUGGUCUUUCCCUUGAACGUACACUUGAGUGCUAGUGGGCAUCUCCCGUAGCAUUCAUUUGGUUUACUGUCAACAAUUACAGCUCUGUGUGUUAGUGACCCAGGGAGGGACAGGAGAAGAAGGUUGUGUUGACUGGGUGUCCCUAGCUCUAGAAUCACUGUAUCCUCCCGCCCGCAGGAGCCACAGGCUACAUCUAGCCAGGGGUCAGCAGGGCCUCCCUCCUUGAAUGUGUGAGCCUGGCUUACGAGGUCAGUCUGGCUCAGAAUCCUAUUCUGAGUGGACACAAGGCCUCAAGCUUGUGAAUACCCAUUCCCACCCCCGGAAUUUGUGGUUAUUUGGCUGUGGCCCCAGCAGGUUCUCUGAGCACCUGAGUACACCGGGUCCCAAAUGUGUGAGUGAUACUGUCACACUGACCAUGCAUGAAGAGGACCCUGCUGUCCAGCCGGCCUUCCUCUUGCCUCAUUCAAUGCUAGGCUUUGAUUUACCCGUUAUUUCCAAAGAUUAAGGAAUGUCGGUAACACUUUAAAGGACCAAUAAACCACCCCCUGGUAAUGAGGGCUUUCCCUGGGAGAGCACACCUGCGCUGCUAAAGGGACAUGCUGGGCUCAGCUCAGUCCUUUGCAUUGCAAAUGGUGUGGGGAUCAAUAUGUGUGAACAUGAUUUAUCGGGAUGGUGUAGCUUCGUAGUUGCCCCUGCCCUCCCCUGCUACCCCCUUCAUUUUUAACAUGGAUCUUCCCCCUCCCGUAUGCUACUUGAUGGGUUUCUGUUUUUGAGGGGUUAAGUAUCAGAGUGUAAGGAACAAAUCUCUGUGGUCCUUAGGUGGCCACUAUAAGUGUGACAGUGGUGUGGCAGUGCGGGGCCCUUUCCCUGCUCCUCACCUAAGAGUUUUCAUAGCAAACUGGUUAGGAAAGUCCGGGGCAGGGCUUGGAGGCAGGGGGAGGCAAUUCUUUGGAAAGGAUAGAUUCUCUGCUGUUGUUUUUGCAUGUCUAAUGAAGUCCCUCUUUGUCCUUGGGAGAUCAUGGCCUUGGACUAUGCACACAGCCUUUGAAUUGUGCCUACUAAAUUAGAGCGGGGCACUUGACACCGAGGAAUUGUGACGGGCUGGGCAGUAGGAAGUCCCAGCCGCACUCUGGGCUUGAUUUUGCUAACCGUAAUUGAGCAACUGUAAAUUACUGCUGUGGUCAUGUUUCAGAACACUCAGCUAGUCUACUUCUAACUUGUAAUUAAUUAUGUUUGCCAAUUAUCUGUUGGAAAUAAAUUUGUGUCUGAACAGCUAUUGAUACUGUUAAAUUGUACAGAUAUUAUUCAUGACAGCUUUGUACUGUGGAAUGUGCUUAAUAAAAAACAAAAAGUUUGACCUUUGUCCAAUGAAUUGCUAAGUAAUGUCAAUAAAUCAAGUGUGAGUAUUAGGCAGUACACCUAAUCUGGCUUCAUGCAAUUGUUACUCCAGCUGCUAAUUCAAAGCCAAUACUCUUAAUAAAGUGUUGCAAUACUCUGA